AUGACUGGAGGUUGGGACAAAAAACUUAGGUUUUGGGACAUGCGUCAGCCAACACCUUUGUCGAGUCUCGACCUUAAUGAGCGUGUUUACUGUGCAGAUGCAGUUUAUCCUGUUGGUGUUGUUGGUUGCGCAGGCCGACAGAUAGUCGUCUAUACCCUAGAGAAGGGGCCUGAGGUUGCUGCUCAAAUUGAGUCGCCGUUAUCGUAUCAGAACAGAUGCAUUUCCAUCUUUUUGGACAAGCAGAAACAAUCUCCCACAGGCUUUGCACUUGGUAGCAUUGAGGGUCGCGUUGCCAUUCAGUACUUUCAACCCAGUGCGCCGCGCGACAACUUUACCUUCAAAUGUCACCGAUCCCCUACUCCGGUUAAUGGUUACUACGAAAUAUUCCCCGUCAAUGAUGUGGCUUUUCAUCCGUUGUAUGGAACGCUUGCAACUGUCGGUUCGGAUGGCCGCUAUGCAUUUUGGGACAAGGAUGCUAGGACUAAGCUGCGAGGUCUUGAUAAUGCAGAAAUGCCCAUAACCACCUGUACAAUCGAUCGGAGUGGUAAUUUGUUUGCCUAUGCUUGUGGAUACGAUUGGUUUAAAGGUCAUGAAUUCGCUGACCCUAACAAACCACCGAAAAUUUGUAUGCGGCAAGUUUUGGAGGAAAUGAAACCUUCCAAAUAG
Messenger RNA from Echinococcus granulosus, 666 nucleotides. Its product is annotated as mRNA export factor. Gene Ontology annotation, cellular component: nuclear pore. The record is from RefSeq and is a predicted model, not a curated record. The transcript has 4 exons. NCBI's taxonomy places the organism in Eukaryota, Metazoa, Platyhelminthes, Cestoda, Cyclophyllidea, Taeniidae. Gene Ontology annotation, biological process: transcription-dependent tethering of RNA polymerase II gene DNA at nuclear periphery; RNA export from nucleus. Bases 1 to 666 code for a protein of 221 amino acids. Gene Ontology annotation, molecular function: ubiquitin binding; RNA binding.